Molecule: messenger RNA, 1038 nt
Organism: Caenorhabditis elegans
Lineage: Eukaryota; Metazoa; Nematoda; Chromadorea; Rhabditida; Rhabditidae
Gene: ant-1.3
Product: ADP/ATP translocase
Exons: 3
Coding region: 48-989 (313 amino acids)
Biological process (GO): mitochondrial ADP transmembrane transport; mitochondrial ATP transmembrane transport; transmembrane transport
Cellular component (GO): mitochondrial inner membrane; mitochondrion; membrane
Molecular function (GO): ATP:ADP antiporter activity
Source: RefSeq, marked reviewed
AGUUCCGGUUUUCAACCGCUUGGAUAUCCAGCAGCACUACUGCAAGCAUGACUGGAGGAGGAGAUUCAAAGCCUAUUGAAAAGAAGAAGGAGGAUAAGAAAGGUUUCGAUACCCGAAAAUUCUUGAUUGAUCUCGCCUCGGGAGGAACUGCUGCCGCUGUCUCCAAGACUGCUGUGGCUCCGAUUGAACGUGUCAAGCUUCUUUUGCAAGUACAGGAUGCUUCCCUAACUAUCGCCGCCGAUAAACGUUACAAAGGAAUCGUCGAUGUCCUCGUUCGUGUCCCGAAAGAGCAAGGAUAUGCUGCUCUCUGGAGAGGAAACUUGGCCAAUGUCAUCCGAUACUUCCCAACCCAGGCGCUGAACUUCGCAUUCAAGGAUACAUACAAAAACAUUUUCCAAAAGGGAUUGGACAAGAAGAAGGAUUUUUGGAAGUUCUUCGCCGGGAAUCUCGCUUCUGGUGGAGCUGCCGGAGCAACUUCUCUCUGCUUCGUCUACCCAUUGGAUUUCGCUCGUACCCGCUUGGCUGCUGACGUCGGAAAAGCUAAUGAACGUGAAUUCAAAGGUCUGGCUGAUUGUCUCGUCAAGAUUGCAAAAUCGGAUGGUCCAAUCGGACUCUACAGAGGAUUCUUUGUUUCUGUACAAGGUAUCAUCAUCUACCGUGCCGCUUACUUCGGAAUGUUCGACACUGCCAAGAUGGUAUUCACUGCUGAUGGCAAGAAACUCAACUUCUUCGCCGCCUGGGCUAUUGCUCAAGUCGUCACCGUCGGAUCUGGAAUCAUUUCCUAUCCAUGGGAUACUGUUCGCCGUCGCAUGAUGAUGCAGUCUGGUCGCAAAGAUGUUCUCUACAAGAAUACCUUGGAUUGUGCUGUCAAGAUCAUCAAAAACGAAGGAAUGUCUGCCAUGUUCAAGGGAGCUCUGUCGAAUGUGUUCCGUGGAACUGGUGGAGCACUCGUUCUGGCCAUCUACGAUGAAAUCCAGAAGUUCAUUUAAAGUCUUGAAUUGUUUUUGUAAUUUUAGUAAAAUUAUUUUAAUUGAAAUC